AUGCUGAUUGGCCGUCCACGCAAUAUGGGUAAUUCUCUGGGAACGAGAAUGAAUUCUCACUCUAUUUAGAUUAUCAGUAUCGGGUAGCAAAAUUAUUCUCUGUGAUUUUUACAAGGAAAACAUACGCACCCAAGAACUCACCAGACAACAUUGUAUUUCGAUCUGACUUUUAAUUUUAAAAAAGCAUUUUUUACAAGAAUUUGAGAUGUUGAUGUGAGAUAUGUGGAUUCCGAAGCCGAUGAUGGUAGUAUUAUUUGGAAGUUGAUAUUUGGAAGGUCCCAAGAACAUUCCUCAGAAAAUGCUCAUUUCACUGUUUCUACUGUGUACGUUGUUUUGGAAACUAUCAUCCAAUGAGGGCUUGCAAGAAAUCAAAGCCUCUGGUGACGUUAUAAUUGGUGGAUUACUUCCGCUUCAUGUAAGAACAUCUGAUGACAAGUGCGGGGCAUUUUUCCGGUAUGGACUUGAUUACGUAGAAGCCAUGACGUAUGCUAUAAAUAGAAUCAACAAUGACGUCACCAUCCUACCAAAUAUCACCAUUGGAUACCACAUAAAAGACUUCUGCGAUAGUCCAUCUUUGGCGAUGAAAGGAGCUUACGAGUUUGCUACGAAUAACACUUUACGAACAUUAGCCGAUGACUUCACGAAAGUGUCCGGGAACGUCACGUAUGACUGCCGAAAUGGAAGCAAGCUAAAAAGUGGUGACGACAAGAUGCCGCCGACGUCUGCUAUUAUUGGUCCUGUGGACUCAAGUAGUUGCCUGUUGGUUGCAAAUCUUCUCGACGUCGUAAACAUACCCGUUAUAACCCCCUUUGCGACAAGCGAGGAACUGAGCGAUGGCCUUGGCUCGUUCUUCCGGACAGUCCCUUCGGACAGCGAGCAAGCCAAAGCAAUGGCCGAUAUCAUAGACUAUUUCAAAUGGGAAUAUGUCGCCGUGGUUGCGGUGGAUCACUCGUAUGGACGAUAUGGAGUCCGCGCACUGGAACGCGAGUCUUUCGCGCGCGGGACGUUCUGUCUCGCGGUUACUGAGUUUUUCCCAAGCUCCGGGUAUGAAGAGAAAAUCAAGACAAUCAUCAGGAAUCUUAAAAGACGACCGAAUAUCCAAGUGGUCAUCCUGUGGAGCACGUAUACCCCUGGUCUGGGGGUACUGAAGGAAGCGGCAAGGCAGCAUCUCCACGGAAGGGCAUGGCUGAUCAGUGAGGGCGUGGCCAUGCAGGGGCCGAGAUUCUUUGACGAGAAGGAGGCUGCUGUGGUGGAUGGGUUUAUUGGCAUAGUGCACCCGAGAUUUGAUGAAAAGGAGUUUGUGCAACACCUCAGGGCCAAAGAACAAAAGACAGAACAAGACACAGAUCCAGGUAACCCCUGGUGGUCAGAGUAUUGGAAAUUGAGACGAUCACAGAACGACACCCUUGUGCCAUAUGCAGGGUACGGCCACGUGUUUGCCACGCCAACUGCCCCAAGUACAGACGGGAAGGACAAGGAGACCUCUACACACCUAUCCUACAGCUCAUACCUUAUCAACGCCGUCUACGCCAUCGCGCAUGCGCUAGAUGAUAUGUACCGCUGUAAAAACGACACAAAACGCGGGCAAAAAGGCUGUCCGGAUCUUUCACCAUUUAUUGAUCCUAACGAUUUGACAAGGUAUAUAAGGAAUGUGGAGUUCAGAAGACUCAACCAAUCAGUGAGCUUUAAUGAGCAUGGAGACCCACUGAGGUCAUCGUAUGACGUCAUUAACUUCCAGCUUGCACCCGGGAGUCAGAAGGGAGCAAAGUACACGAAGAUUGGCACGUGGCGGGAGGAUGCAAGUAGGCAGUUACAGAUUGACGAUACUUUGGUGCAAUGGAAAAAAGAGGGGAUAGAAGGAGUCCCUGUCUCGGUCUGCCGUGCCCCGUGUCCCCCCGGAACUCAUCAAACAACUGCAGUAUCCUGCUGUUGGGAAUGCAUCCCAUGUCAGGAGGGUGCAGUGAACCCAUACACAGGGAGCCCAAAUUGCACAGCGUGCCCACCACUUAAGAAGUCCAACACUAAACGGACCGACUGCGUUGAUCUGCCGUUGAUAAAUAUCCGGUGCGAGGACCCCUCGGGGGUCGUGUACCUCAUCCUGUCCAUUCUAGGAAUCACUGCUGUUAUCUGGGUGGCUUGGGUCUUCGCUAGCUACAAGCAUACCCCUGUAGUCAAGUCAGCCAGCAAGGAGCUCUGCUUUCUCCUAUUAUCCUCCAUAGCCCUCUGCUUCGCUCUGACGUCAUUGCACGUGUACAUACCCUCUGACGUCAUCUGUAUGAUUAUCCAGCCUGGAAAGUACCUUUCCCACACGUUUAGUGUCUCCGUCUUGCUCGUGAAGACAAACCGCGUUGUCCGUCUUUUCUCCCUUGGGUCUUUCGCGGGAUGGUUUAAGCGUAUUUCCAUGGAGACCAAGUCUCAGUUUCUACUGUUGACCUUCCUUAAUGGCGUCCAGAUAGCAUUCGCAACCAUGUGGCUAACCCUUGACCCUCCGAGGCAAAAGGUCAAAGUUCAAUUUAAUAGUCACAUGUGGUACACGUGCGCAUACCUUGAUAACCGCAUGCAUAAGAUACUUGAGGGGACCAUGCUCAUCUACUUGUGCUUUAUCUCGCUAUUCUGUACCUUCUAUGCCUUCAAGGCCAGGAAACUCCCAGAAAACUAUAACGAGACUCGCUACAUCGGCUUUGCAAUGUACAUCCUCAUUAUCUCUUGGGUGACUUCAUUUCCGGUUAGGGCAUCUCUCGAUGGGACAUACCUCACCCACAUAGCGUGCGCCACGUCACUGGUCAGCGCCUAUGGAAUCCUCGUUUGCAUGUUCGCGCCAAAACUGUACAUAAUACUAUUGCAUCCCGACAAAAAUACGCAGGAGGUGGUCAAGGCUAUACUCACGGACUAUUCCAUCAGAAGUGCCAGCAAAGCCAAUAUCACGGGCAGUAAAGCGAGCAUAGCAUCCACAGCUCAGUAAGGUACGUCUAGGGAGUCUUCCAGGUUCGUAGAGUUGCCUGGGACGGUGAGGGUGCACAGGCCCGUAGACAUGAUUUUGAGCUGGGUGGUUCGUUUUUCCAUUUCAGCGGACCAAAUUUCCGGUAUGCAAUCAAUAAUUCAAAUCAAUAGGGUGCUUGCUGAACAUAUAGCGAUAAUAAUUAAGAUAAUUAUUAUAAAAAGACUUAUUGAUAUCCACGGUUUAUCCAUCCAAACGUUAUAUUCUUUGUUUACUCUGGGCGGACCUUCAAGCCAGUUUUUUUUUGUGGGGGUGAGGGGGGACCCCAAACCCCCCUGGCUACGGGCCUGACACUCCACACAAACACAAUCUCUAUAUCGGCAAUGAGCUGGCAAAAAAAAAAAUUAAACAAAUAUGCUUAAUCUAUUUGCUAGUUUUCCAUUUUGAGACCCAUGAAUGCAUCCGCCGCGUUUACUUAGCCGACACAUCAAACAGCGGCCGCCAUCAUCUAAACCUUUUUUAUUCAAAUCAAUUGGUAAAUACGAAAAAGAUGCAGUGAAAAGCGCGUAUCAACUCUUGAUACGCAAAUAUUAUUAACAUAGACUUUUUUACUUGUCGGCUUAGAGGAGUGAAAAUGCACCCUAGCCCAAGAUGGUCUGACCGGGCUUCCUGUGGUUGGUAUGAACUCGUUCCAGAUCAUAGCUAACAUUUUUCGCCUUCGAAGACAGGUAUCCCGGUAAGAACACUUGGGACUACGUAGAAAAAUAAGUUUGCGAUGAUGGCUGUAUAUUUCAAUUAUUUUCAAUUAGUUCCGCGGAUAAUUAGAUGUAAACUGCGGUACUAUGUUUAAUCGUUCUUGCUUUCUCUAUUUCUGAAUAUAUUUAAACAUACGAGAAAAAUUACAAUAAAAAUAAAAAUGCAAA
Nematostella vectensis (starlet sea anemone) is the source of this 3861-nucleotide messenger RNA. RefSeq names its product extracellular calcium-sensing receptor-like. Gene Ontology annotation, cellular component: membrane. Gene Ontology annotation, molecular function: adenylate cyclase inhibiting G protein-coupled glutamate receptor activity. The transcript has 4 exons. The coding region runs from base 299 to 2962 and encodes 887 amino acids. Lineage: Eukaryota; Metazoa; Cnidaria; Anthozoa; Actiniaria; Edwardsiidae. Gene Ontology annotation, biological process: G protein-coupled glutamate receptor signaling pathway; regulation of synaptic transmission, glutamatergic. The record is from RefSeq and is a predicted model, not a curated record.